AUGUCAGCAGCAACCCAGCAGCCAAAAGCAGGCAGCCCCAACGACUUCCUAAAAGGCGUGAUUGGCAAGAGCGUCAAUGUGCGCCUCAAUUCCGGCAUUGACUACCGCGGUGUGCUCUCGUGUCUCGACGGCUACAUGAACAUUGCCCUCGAGCAGACCGUCGAGUACGUCGAUGGCGUCAAGAAGAACUCUUACGGCGACGCUUUCAUUCGAGGCAACAACGGUUAG
Sporisorium graminicola is the source of this 228-nucleotide messenger RNA. RefSeq lists its product as uncharacterized. Gene Ontology annotation, molecular function: RNA binding. Bases 1 to 228 code for a protein of 75 amino acids. The transcript has a single exon. NCBI's taxonomy places the organism in Eukaryota, Fungi, Basidiomycota, Ustilaginomycetes, Ustilaginales, Ustilaginaceae. The record is from RefSeq and is a predicted model, not a curated record. Gene Ontology annotation, biological process: mRNA splicing, via spliceosome; maturation of SSU-rRNA. Gene Ontology annotation, cellular component: P-body; U6 snRNP; nucleolus.